Plectropomus leopardus (leopard coralgrouper) is the source of this 1491-nucleotide messenger RNA. The record is from RefSeq and is a predicted model, not a curated record. NCBI's taxonomy places the organism in Eukaryota, Metazoa, Chordata, Actinopteri, Perciformes, Serranidae.
AUGCCUAUUGUGGGUCUAGGAACAUGGAGGGCAGACCCAGGAAAGGUCACAGAGGCCGUUAAGGUGGCAAUAAGUGCUGGUUACAGACACAUUGAUGGUGCUUACAUAUACCACAAUGAAGCAGAAGUCGGAGCUGGCAUUCAAGCAAUGAUCAACCAAGGAUUGGUAAAGAGGGAGGAUCUAUUUAUUGUCAGUAAGCUGUGGUGCACCUUCCACAUUCCAUCUCUGGGGAGAGGAGCCUGUGAGAAGACGCUCAGUGACUUGAAACUGGACUACCUGGACCUUUGCCUCAUGCAUUUCCCUUUCGGAGCCAAGGUUUGGAUAUCACAUUUUUCUUUUCUUUCUUCUUUCUUUUUCUUUUCUGAUGGCAGCAACUUCUUGGAUACCUGGGAGGCCAUGGAAAAGCUGGUGGAUGCUGGGUUGGUCAAGGCUAUCGGCAUCUCCAACUUCAACAAAGACCAGAUUGAAGCCAUACUCAACAAGCCAGGACUCAAGUACAUGCCUGACAACCACCAGAUCAAGUGCCACCCCUACCUGACCCAGGAGAAGCUGAUCAACUGCUGCCACUCAAAGGGAAUCUCAGUGACUGCUUACAGCCCCCUGGGCUCCCCUGACAGACCCUGGGCUAAACCUGAAGACCCCUCACUGCUGGAAGAUCCGAACAUAAAAACCAUUGCUGAGAAGCACAAGAAGACAUCUGCUCAGGUCCUGAUUCGCUUCCAAAUCCAAAGGAACGUGAUCGUGAUCCCCAAAUCAAUCACACCUGAGCGCAUUGAGGAGAAUUUCCAGGUGUUUGACUUUGAACUCACUGAGGAGGAAAUGAAAACUAUAGCAGGAUUUAACAGGAACUGGAGAGCCUGUCCUAUGCAAUGGGGCACAAAGCACAAGGACUAUCCAUUCAACACUGAAUUCUGAAAUAAAAAAUGCAGAUUUUCCGCAGGUUUACAGUGGGUGCUGGAGUUUGCAUCUUCACCUUCUCAGCUGCUCGUGUUCAUGCUCUUUAGGGCGGUUUGCAAAAUUAGCGUGGCAUUUCUCAGAAGAAACAUUGACCUCUUUAGUUACCCAUAUUGUCUCGACAAAAACUUGUUACACACACUCCUAAGACUUACUUGUACCAAAUUUUACAUGCUCAUUGAUACAGAUUAGAGCCGUUUUGAGUUUUGUAUCUUGUAUAAUUGAGUAUUAGCAUCUUAUACUUCAGUUGUCAUUUUCUGUUCUGUCGGCCUGUGCUUUCCCAUCAACACUAGGUGUAGGGUAAAUUCCACUGAAUUAAUUAAUGGUCAUUGUGGUAUUUCAAGUAACUGAUGGUGUUGAAUGUAUCCCAUAGUCAGUACAGAUAAGCACUUUCUUCAGCAUAAGAUAAGCGCCUGUGAGUCACAAAUGUCACUUUAUCAUCAUGUGUAUCCGCCAUGUUACAAAAUAGUAAUUUUCACAUCCUGUGUGAGCCUUUUUGAUAAGCACGAAAUUAAAUUGCUGUGGGUGAAAAUAAAA